AUGAGUACCAUUUUUCAUUCACCAGGCUUUAAAAGAUCUUUGAAAAUACUAUCAUGGAUACCGGUGAUAAUAGCUUUUAAUGACAAUGUAUCAUAUAUUGCCAGAAUUAAAGGACCUUCCAUGCGACCUUCUCUGAAUCCAAAUGACAACGAACUUUCAACAGACUGGGUAUUACUUUGGAAGUGGGGCUGUACACAGUCAUACAACUUAAAACGUAAUGAUAUUGUGUUGAUUAAGUCACCAUCCGAUCCCCAUAAAAUAUAUUGCAAGAGAAUUAAAGGGGUCCAGUUUGAUACAAUUAAGACCUUACAUCCAUAUCCAAAGGAAACUGUUUUAGUGCCUAGAAAUCAUAUAUGGGUAGAAGGUGAUAACGUAACCCAAUCAGUUGAUAGUAAUAAUUUUGGUGCAGUUGCGACAGGAAUGAUUGUAGGUAAAGUUGUUAAAGUAAUAUGGCCUCCAACUCGUUGGGGAACUAACCUAAAUGAGACAGUUGGAAGGCAUGAUGCGCUUUCAUUAGCAACUCGUCAGUGA
Messenger RNA from Tetrapisispora phaffii CBS 4417, 531 nucleotides. It is a transcript of the gene IMP2, whose product is annotated as endopeptidase catalytic subunit. The record is from RefSeq and is a predicted model, not a curated record. Gene Ontology annotation, biological process: mitochondrial respiratory chain complex assembly. The coding region runs from base 1 to 531 and encodes 176 amino acids. Gene Ontology annotation, cellular component: membrane; mitochondrial inner membrane peptidase complex. Gene Ontology annotation, molecular function: serine-type endopeptidase activity. Lineage: Eukaryota; Fungi; Ascomycota; Saccharomycetes; Saccharomycetales; Saccharomycetaceae. The transcript has a single exon.